This is a messenger RNA of Macrobrachium nipponense, 2621 nucleotides long. Its product is annotated as putative exonuclease GOR. Lineage: Eukaryota; Metazoa; Arthropoda; Malacostraca; Decapoda; Palaemonidae. Gene Ontology annotation, cellular component: nucleus. The record is from RefSeq and is a predicted model, not a curated record. Gene Ontology annotation, molecular function: exonuclease activity; nucleic acid binding.
GUAUUUAAAGCCUUCCCCCGAGAAACACAUGUGCAGUCCACUCCGUUGCGUUGCGUGUUCUACGAAGAGAAACUCCAAGAGUAAGCAGUUCGUUCUACCUUAGCAGAACUGCUCUAUUAUCAACAAAACCUUUGAGGACAUUUCAUCGCUGCCCACUUAUCAUCUACCGGAAGCAAUGGCUAGUGGCGACCCGUACACAAAGCUUGAGCGUCGUCUCCUCUCUGAUCGCUUAUUGGACCAGUACAGUUAUCCACGUCCCCAUCCAAGAGUCAAAGGUCAAGCGGUCAUAUCAAACGCAAGAAAUAGAUAUACUCAGAUACCAGACAAGUUUUCAAGGAAAUGCAGAAGAUGUGGAGAAGUUUACGCUGUGCUAGAAAAUGGCAAAUCGCGUCAGCCUGAAGUUUGUCGCUACCACUCCAACAGUGGACACCCAGGACGUCCGUUUAAAUGUUGUGGUAGGCGACCCCCAUCGAGCCCUUGCAGAACUGCCCCUCAACAUGUCCAUGAAGCUGACUUGAACAACAUGACUGGUUACUUUCUCACGAGAGAGAACUUUUCUGUGACGUCUCGUGAAGCUUAUGCCGUAGACACAGAAAUGAUCUACACCGGAGGGGGUCUAGAAGUGGCUUGCCUGUCCGUUGUCAACACCGAAUGUGAAGUGGUUUAUGAAACGAUGGUUGUCCCUGACAAUCCUAUUUUGGAUUACAACACAGAGUUUUCAGGACUCGAGUCGUCUGACUUCAUUGGUGUGACAACCACCAUGAGAGACGUUCAUGGAAAGCUGCGGACGCUGUGGGGUCCUAACACCAUCCUAGUGGGCCAUGGGUUAGAGAGCGAUUUAAUCAAACUGCGUGUGAUUCAUGAUAAAGUCGUCGAUACGCUUCAAUUAUACCCACACAAGAAAGGUCUUCCGUUCAUGAAUUCGCUCCAGUAUUUGAAAGACCACUACUAUUUACCACGUAGCACAAAUGCUGCAAGUUCUUAUAAAUGUGGUAGAGAUGCAGCUGCCGCUAUGAAGCUUGCUCUUCGAAGGGCAUAAAAUCCUAGUUAAUGGAACUUAAUACACACGGGGAUUCAGUAAUUACUUGGUUUUAACGGGUUGUACUCUGCAUGAUUACAUUAUUCGUAAAAUUUCAGUUGUGGAAGGAAUUGGCCCAUUGUUUUCUGUGAGAGUACUAUUAUUUAGUACUAUUCCAAAAGCUAACAUGAAGUCGUCAGAGAAAUUAAUAGUUUUUCAAUCCUGAAGUUUCUUGAAACAAGAAUGUUUGGAACGAUCUUCCAGCUAUAAUGGCAGAAGGUAUGAAAGCCGGACACUCAGUUCGUUCAUAUGUAAAUUUAUACCGGUAAUAGUCUGGCAAAAUUAUGAAUUGACGACAAAGAGCAGCCUAUUAUAUGUAAUCUGCACAGCUGUGGUGUGUGUGCAAUUUCAGUUUGUUACACGUAAUUUUUUAAGAGAUGUAGUUUCAGUUUGUUACACAAUUCGUAAUGCAGAUGUAAUUUUAGUUCGUUUGUUUACACAAUUCUUAAUGCAGAUGUAAUUUUAGUUCGUUUGUACAAAAGUACUUGUUAAGAUGUAAUUUACUAGGUAAUGAUUAUCAGCUGUCUCUCUCUUACUUUAAAAGUUAAAGGUUAAUUUACUAGUUAACGAUUAUGUUUUGAGGAUAGUGUGUUUAUGCCUCGGAAUAAUUCCACUGGUUUGAUUAUAUACACAUGCCUUCAGUCGUAGUUGUUGGUUUUUUUUCUUCCGUCCUCCAAGGCUCAACAGUGUUCAUUUAUAUAUAUAUAUAUUUUUUUUUUAUUACUUCCACCAAUGCUAAGUUUUAUUAUUAUUAUUAUUAUUAUUAUUAUUAUUAUUAUUACUACUACUACUACUACUACUACUAUUACUACUACUACUACUACUACUACUACUACUACUACUUCCACCAAUGCUAAGUAGUGUUCAUUUACAAGACGUGUGUGUUUCAACUGUCCUCAUAUACUUAAUCAUUUAAUGUUAUCUAAUGUGCCUUGGAAUAUUUCUACCUUAUCAUAUAAGUAUAUUUUUCUGUUGUAAGAAUACCUUAGCAUUUGUAAUCAUAUAGUUUUUUCUGAAUACCUUAUGAUUUAGAUUUUUUUUUAUGUGUAGCAAAAAUGUCCACUUACAACUAUAAUCAGUUGAUUGUAUUCACCUAUGUAUUCAUGUAAUGUGCCUUCGAAAUACUUACAAUUCAAAUCAGUUGAUUGUAUUCACCUAUGUAUUGUAUUCAUGUCAUGUGCCUUAGAAAGACAACUCAAAUCAGUUGACUGUAUUCACUUAAUGUAUUCAUGUAAAUGUGCCUUAGAAAUAACUACAGUAUCAAUUAAGUAAUUUGUUCUUCAAGUUGUAAAAGUGAGCACUUACAACCGACAACUAUUAUACAAGUGCCUUAAAGUGCCUACUGUACCAGUUAAGUUUUUGUUUCUUCCUUUAGUUAUAAAAAUCUCCACAUUCAACUAUUAUACGAUGAGCAUUUUUGUCCUCAUACAAUAUUACCAGCUCUUUCAUUAAGGUUUUGUCAAGACUGUGUUCUCUUUGUAAAUCUUAACGGAAUAUUAUAAGUAAUUGUGUUUGAAAGGUUUCAUUAAAAAUAAACUUUAUU